AUGAACGUUGUGCGAGCAUCGUCGGGACAUCAGGCCAACAUCACCUCCUCCCCCAUUCUCGCCUCCUCUCCCUCUGUACAACCACGAAAACACCAGCCUCCCCAGACCUCGACUUCUUCCUCGCAGCUGGCGACAUCAUCUUCGAGAGCCAAGCGGCAGAUAGCAUGCCCGCUGCCCCUCAAGGUGCCCUUCUGCGCCUCGACGACGACAACGACGAAGAGCCAGCCGAAGCAGGAUGGCGUAAGCGACUUUUCCGACGCUACUCGCGGAGAGGAGUGGGAGGAAAGGAACGUGCUCUUCGACGACAACUUCGGCUACUCGGGCUGCCACCACACCUCCCCCUCUGCCAACGACGAUGGUGAGUCGCUCAUCAAUCUCAUCGAGGCCGAAUGGGAGCUGGAGCAGAUCUUCCGCACGGCUCCCGUCGCCGCGAACCCGCACCAGCGCCUCGCGAGGUGGAUGCUCAACGACGAGGACCACCCUCUUGACCUCGAGGAAGAUGGCUCGCCUUCGUGGAUGCUCGCCGAGGACCACCUGCCUCGACUCGGCUUCUCGCCGCAGGAGAUGAUGCAAGAAGAGGAGCUGGUCGCCACACCUCCGCCUCAGCUCUUCGUCAUUCCGCCGUCUCGUGCGAGGAACCCCGUGCCCCUCAACACGCCCUUCCAGGCCUCGUCGAGAGUACAGCAGUACGUGAACAGCAGCCCCUUCUACGUCGAACAGCUCAAGCAGCACCAACAGCAGCUCGCCGACUACGACUACCGCGGUCUCUACACCAUCGAGCAGCGCAUGGAGGAGUGCAGCCUCCUCUCGCCGUCUUCGUCGUCGCCGUCUCUCGCCCCUCCGUCGCCCUCGUCGUCUACGCUCGGCGGGCACAUGCGCAAGAGGAACCGCAGCUACUCGGACAGCAUGCUCAAGCGCGACAGCCUGGGCGAUAUGACCAACAACCUCGUGCUCGUCUCGUAG
This is a messenger RNA of Acanthamoeba castellanii str. Neff, 963 nucleotides long. RefSeq lists its product as uncharacterized. NCBI's taxonomy places the organism in Eukaryota, Discosea, Longamoebia, Acanthamoebidae. The coding region runs from base 1 to 963 and encodes 320 amino acids. The record is from RefSeq and is a predicted model, not a curated record. The transcript has a single exon.